Ochlerotatus camptorhynchus is the source of this 2271-nucleotide messenger RNA. RefSeq names its product protein ST7 homolog. Lineage: Eukaryota; Metazoa; Arthropoda; Insecta; Diptera; Culicidae. The transcript has 4 exons. The coding region runs from base 270 to 1787 and encodes 505 amino acids. Gene Ontology annotation, molecular function: protein binding. The record is from RefSeq and is a predicted model, not a curated record.
CAAAAAAAAAGUUCAGAAGUUGCAUUUUCGCUUUUCUCCCAUCACUGUUUCGGAGUGUGUUGUGUUUGCUGGUCCUGUGUGAAAUAUAUUUUGGAAAUUAGUCGCUUUUACGAAGAUUUUAGCUUGCCAAUCAGCAGACCUGGUUGAUCGGCGACGGCAGCAAUCCUGUUCGCCGGUUGGAGCAACUGAUCCGCCGGAAAAAAAAAUCGAGGCUAGUGAAAUCUCCGGCAUCCGUCCGGUAAGCUCCGUCCAAGGGCAACCCGGCCAAGAUGUGGGAUUCUUCCGUGUUUCUCAGUACACUUACGCCAAAGUUUUACGUGGCUCUCACCGGCACUUCUAGCCUCAUCUCCGGUUUGAUUUUGAUCUUCGAAUGGUGGUAUUUCCGCAAGUAUGGAACGUCUUUCAUUGAGCAAGUAUCUAUUAAUCACAUUAGUCCGUGGAUCGGAGGAGGAGAAACUACUACCGAAAAUGUUUCGAGCAACACCACUCCGACAACGCAAAACAUGCCAGAAUGUAAGGUUUGGCGUAAUCCGCUAAAUCUACUAAGAGGUGCAGAGUACCAGCGGUUCUACUGGGCCACCCAGAAAGAGCCGCUAACCUUCUAUGAUAUGAAUCUAUCUGCACAGGACCAUCAGACUUUCUUCACCUGCGAAGGUGACGCUGGAAAAGCAGAAUACGAAAUUAUGCAAACGGCUUGGCGGGAACGGAACCCAGUCGUUCGUAUUAAGGCUGCCAACAAUGCAAUCGAAAUUAAUCCGAACUGUGCCCCUGCCUACAUUCUACUGGCCGAGGAGGAAGCAACCACCAUUCUGGAGGCGGAGCGAAUCCUCCGAACGGCUUUGAAGGUGGCAGAGGCGAAUUACAAAAAGUCCCAAGCUGUUCAACAUCAAGGCCCAAUCAUGGAGGGGAUCUUCCGAAGGGACACGAACGUACUUAUUUACAUUAAGAGGCGACUGGCCAUGUGUGCUCGAAAGUUAGGUAAGUUAAAGGAAGCGGUGAAGAUGUUCCGUGAUCUCACUAAGGAAAUUCCACCAAUCAUGAAUGUGCUCAACAUUCACGAGAAUCUACUGGAAGCGCUGCUAGAAAUGCAAGCUUAUGCAGACUGCCAAGCAGUGUUGGCCAAAUAUGACGACAUUUCACUGCCAAAAUCAGCGACAAUCUGCUACACGGCAGCCCUGCUGAAGGCCCGUGUCGUUGCAGAGAAAUUCUCACCGGAUAUAGCAUCCAAACGUGGUCUGACUCCGGCGGAGAUGAGCGCUGUGGAAGCGAUUCAUCGAGCAGUGGAGUUCAAUCCUCACGUGCCCAAAUAUCUGCUGGAGAUGAAACAACUAAUUUUGCCUCCGGAGCAUAUCCUGAAACGCGGAGACUCGGAAGCCUUGGCCUAUGCCUUCUUCCAUCUGCAGCACUGGAAAAACGUUGAAGGAGCGCUCAACCUACUGCACUGUACCUGGGAGGGAACUUUCCGUAUGCUUCCGUAUCCUUUGGAACGUGGUCACCUUUUCUACCCGUACCCAACCUGUACGGAAUGCGCCGACCGGGAAUUGCUGCCCGCAUUCCACGAGGUCUCUGUCUAUCCGAAAAAGGAACUUCCCUUCUUCAUCCUCUUCACGGCCGGGCUUUGCUCGAUAACCGCUCUCCUGGCCUUGCUGACCCAUCAGUACCCGGAAUCGAUGGGAAUCUUCGCCAGCACCACGCUGAACUGGUUCUCCCUGCCGUUCCAUUUCGUCAAGGAACGAUUGGAAACCAUUUGGCCGUGUAAUCUCCUGCAACAUUUGUCGCGGAUUUAAAUUAUUGACUAUAAUAACUCCUUGAUAGAAUGUAGAAGUAGAUAACAACCACGCGCUCAUUGCCAUUAUUUGUCUGCCCCCCUGUCCCCUUUUUGAAACAAAGACGCGCAACAAGAAGCUCUCUCCAUCACCCACGCAGUAUGUACUGUCAAAUCGAGCGGGUAUGGAUUCGUAAUCGUUAUAAUUAUAGGUUUGUGUUUUGGAUUGCUUCCUUUUAAUCAGUGCUAACAGCCUGCGUAUUGCUGAAGGGUAAAGCCACGUCCCAUUCGUAAUAGGUAUGGUCAAUGCUAAAUAUACCCCUGAUGAUAACCAUAGCCACAGACACAGACAGAUGAAGAAUAAUUCGCAGAAAGUACUAAAUGAUUCUAGAAUAAAACAAACAAUGCAAAAUGUAGAAAUUAUCGUAACUAUUGUCUCCUUAUGUGUAGUUGUGACAGAACUUUUUUUGUUUGUGAGAAUAUUGAAUAUUGAAUGAUAAAGCAAA